AUGGUUUCGUACCACCUCCUCCUCCUCCUCCUUCUCUUUCUUCUCUUUAUUAUUAUUAUUAUUAUCGAUUUUGAUUGGUUGUACAACAGGCAAGCACUUCUCGCCACUCAAAGACAUCAACCCGAUGAGUCUACAAAAAGUUUAUCAGAAGUUCAUCACAAUCGAGAUCUCGACGAUGAUAAACUGUUGGAUGUUGUCGGAACGUCGGACAGUCCUCUACACUUAACGCAUCACAUUCAUCAUUCUGGUGGAAAUAUAAAUAAUUCAGAACUUACGUCGACGCCCGAAGAAGCUUUGAGACGCCGACUACAAGAAGAUAACAUUAGACACGAUAGUGAGAGAGAUGAUAGCAGUUGCUCCGACAGCGGAAACAACACAGCUUUCCGACCGGCUGGAAGUCCUAAUAAAGAUCAUCCCGGUACAUCCGCAUCGGAAGGUUAUCCGAGUCCGGAUAUUUCGGUAGGACCUCCCAUUCAUCCACCGCCGCAUUUGUUACCUUAUUUAUAUCCACCGGGUUUAUAUCCGCCGGGACAUUUGUUGGGGCCUGCACCUCCACUGGGAGGAUUACUCGGACACACUCCUCCGGCGAGCAUGUCAUCAUCGUUGCUGUUUAACGCUCAGCUAGCAUUGGCAGCUCAACAUCCGGCGUUGUUCAGUCACGCAGCGGCAUACACGGCCGGAUUGCAUAAUCCGAUACACGCGAAUCCACUUCAUAAUCAUUUAAAAGCAGCCAUGUCCGGUGCUCACAGAUUUACACCUUAUACUAUUCCAAAUUGUUUGGGUAAUUCCCCGUUGGGUAGCGCUUUCGAACAAGUCACUCCGGGCUCGGGAGUUUUCAAUCACAAUCGAAGUCUCAGUUGUAGUCCUAAUUCUAAAAAUGUACAAAAAUCACCGACUCCAUCUGGUUCUAAUAGUAGUAUACGUGCUAGUUCCGUUUCUCCUAUAUUACGACCACCUCCGACAUCCGGUUUAAAAGCCUCAUCUAUGGCAAUGCCUUCAAACGAUCCAAGAACAAUAUCUAACUCAAAUAGUAGUGCUAGUGAAUUGAAAAACAUUGAAAAAAUGGUGAACGGACUCGAAGUUAAGCACAAUUUAUCCGCGGAAUCAAACGAUAAUAAAUAA
Molecule: messenger RNA, 1122 nt
Organism: Pediculus humanus corporis (human body louse)
Lineage: Eukaryota; Metazoa; Arthropoda; Insecta; Psocodea; Pediculidae
Product: t-box protein, putative
Exons: 3
Coding region: 1-1122 (373 amino acids)
Source: RefSeq, a predicted model, not a curated record